GAUUUUCACAGAUUAAUUUAGAAGAAAAUAUGCAACUUUACAAUAAUUGGAGCACCAACGAAACAAGGUUGUUUUUAGAUUUGUUUAAAAAUCAGAAAUCAAAGUUUGGAACCUACGAGUAUAAAGCAUUGAGAAAAUUGUGGGAGUUUAUUGCGAGCUCAAUAAACCAUACUCUAAAAAUAAACGUAAACUAAAGCCACUGUGAAAACAAGUGGAGAAUACUGGAAAAGGCUUACAAAAUGUAUAUAUACAGUUUCUACAUAGUCAAAACAAAACUGGUGAAUAAUCAAAUUAUACUUCGCCUCGCUGCAACAGUUUAGCACACUUGGCAACUCAAGUAUAAUUGGUGCAAGCGCCAACAGAGGGAGGAUGAAAUCACCAUCUGACAUCUCCAAAUAAAUAAUCUAUUCAGGAGGUUCAACUUCCAAACCAGAGCACCAACCCAGGGAUUUCCUGGCAAGGAGAAUUAUUGUAAUCGAAAGACAAUCUGACAUACCACCAGGAGAACACGAAGCAAAACACAUUCACCAGGGAGCAGAAUUAACACAAAUAGAGGGCAUAUACGAAGAUUUUUUGAAUUAUUUUAGAAUUCAGUUGACUACAGCAUGGCCAAGAAGUGGGAAGACAUAAGGCCUUUAUCUCAGAAGGAACUAGAAGACCUAAUACCAAAAUCUGAUGAUGAACUCGAAGAUUUUUGGAGGCUUUCUAGCGGAUCAGAAACUGAGGAUAACUUGGAAGAAGAUUUCAGUCUUUCUGAAUCAGAAUAUGAGCCCGAAACAUCUGAUAGAGAAAGCACUGACUCUGAUGAAUGUAACUAUAGAAAGCGGAGAAGAAUUAAUAGAGGGUCGAAGCCAACACAGGAACAUUUUCCAGUAGAGUGUGAUCAAGGAGAUGGCCAAGUAGACCAGCUUGCUGCACAAAAUUUGGAAGAUGAACAAAGUGUAUCAAAUGACCAGGAGAUUGAAACACAGAGACCCAAUAUAGAAAACUUCUCUCAAACAGAAAGAGGGGGAAGUAAUCAGGAUAUUAGCGAUAAUGAAGAUCUACAUAACUUGGGAGAUAAACCACAUGAAACUAUUCUCAACAAGGGGAUGCGGGGCAAAAACGGUCACCGAUGGUGUACAGUGUCCAACAUACGUAAGCGCGUUGCCCAACGAAACAUCGUUCACGUGAUGCAAGGUCCAUCUGGGGCGGCACGCGAUGCCGAUAGUCCUUCAGGUGCAUUCCAGUGUUUAUUCGACGAAUCUAUUUUUGGCAAAAUUUUGGAGCACACAAAUGCUCACAUUGCAAUAAGAUGUGAAAACUACACGGUGGCUAAAUCUACUGUUUCUACCACGACCAGACAGGAAUUGAAUGCCCUCAUUGGGUUGCUUAUAUUUGCUGGUGCCCAAAAAGACAAUCACUUGAGCACUAGGGAAAUGUUUGACUCGAGGAAAUCGGGUUCUUAUUAUAGGGCAACGAUGAGUUGUGAGAGGUUUGAAUUUCUAAUCAAUAAUCUGCGAUUUGAUGAUAAAGCGACACGUAACGAAAGAAGAACUGUCGAUAAGUUCGCGCCUAUUAGAGAGAUUUGGGAUCAAUUUGUUACAAAAUGCAACAGUUCCUAUAAACCGGGAAAUUACAUCACAAUCGAUGAGCAAUUAUUGGGCUUCAGAGGCCGCUGUCCAUUCAAAAUGUACAUUCCGAGCAAGCCUUCCAAAUAUGGAAUAAAGAUUGUGAUGACAUGUGAUAUGGGGACCAAAUAUAUGCUAAAUGCAGAGCCUUACCUUGGAAAACACACCAGCACUCACGGUGUACCACUAGCAGAGUACUACGUCAAGAAAUUGACUAAAGAUGUACAUGGAAGUAACCGCAACAUCACGAUGGAUAAUUGGUUUACUUCUGUUAGUCUGGCUGACCAGUUAUUAAAACCACCAUAUAACCUAACGAUUCUUGGAACGUUGAGACAAAACAAACGCGAAAUUCCUCCUGAAAUGCUCAACCUACAAAACAGAGAAGUAGGAAGCUCUUUAUUCUGUUUUGACCAGCAAAAGACUUUAUUAUCCUACAAAACUAAAAAGAAUAAAAGCGUUUUAGUCUUGUCUACCAUGCACGAGGGAUCCAGAAUUUGUCAAAAUACCCAAAAACCCGAGAUUAUCUUGCAUUACAACCAGACAAAAGGAGGGGUAGACGCAUUUGAUCAAAUGUGUGGAAAUAGAAGUUGUUCGAGAAAAACUCGCAGAUGGCCCUUGUGCAUGUUUUUCGGAAUGCUCAAUAUGGCAAGUAUUAAUGCAUGGAUAAUAUAUAACCAUAAUUUGCAAAAACGGGGUAAACAGACAAUAACUAGGAAGGCCUUUAUGAAUCAACUGCAUGAAGAAUUGGUAAGACCAUGGUUAGAACAACGCUUAAGAGUGCCAACUUUACAACGCUCACUCAAGCUCUUAAUCAGUGAUAUAAUUGGAUUGCCACUUCCGAACGAUCAAACAGAACCUCCUGCUCUCAGACGCACCACUUGUUAUAUCUGCCCCUCAAAAAAACGCCGAAUGACGUCACUAUACUGCACCCAUUGCCGACGCGCAUUUUGCGCAGAACAUCGUGCCCGUUGUUGUGUAACAUGCGAUGCCGAUAAAUAAUUUAUCAUUUAACACUCUUUUGAAACUCCAAAUAAACAUAUGUAAUACAAGUCUGUAAUAAAUUCUUUUGGAAAAACCUUUUUUUUGCUGCCCUUUUCACAGUCGUAAAAUAUACGAAUGGUUAGUAUUCACGCUACUUCAAUUGAAGGUUAGUAUUGCAGGGUUAAGCUGCUCACUAAUU
Messenger RNA from Acanthoscelides obtectus, 2790 nucleotides. The record is from the annotation of a GenBank genome assembly. NCBI's taxonomy places the organism in Eukaryota, Metazoa, Arthropoda, Insecta, Coleoptera, Chrysomelidae.